This is a messenger RNA of Frieseomelitta varia, 1486 nucleotides long. RefSeq lists its product as uncharacterized. The record is from RefSeq and is a predicted model, not a curated record. NCBI's taxonomy places the organism in Eukaryota, Metazoa, Arthropoda, Insecta, Hymenoptera, Apidae. The coding region runs from base 121 to 1104 and encodes 327 amino acids. The transcript has 4 exons.
GACCUUUUACUUCUUUUUUGCGCUAAACUCUGCGUCAGGUCGAGGUUAAUUUGUACUUUUGCGCUUAACAUUCGACGUUCGUUCUUGCCCGAACGGUUAGUUUACAGCUGAUCGUUCAUCAUGAAGCAGCUCGGCAGCAUCUGCAAGGAGAAGUUCACAAGUUUGGAGGAAGGUCUGGUCCCCGAGGCGAGGAUCUUCACGCAGGGCGCGAGGUCCGCGAGUAAGAACAAAGCUUGCAAACAGGUUGCACAAUGCGUGAAAGUAAUCCUGUAUUUGCUGUUCGUGGGAUUGGCUGUUUACUUGAUGUGGCAGACGUUCAGCAUCAAUAUGAUGGAGUUCAAGGUGAUAAACAGCAUCCGAGAGUCGCAGUCGGAGGGUUUGUCCGGUCAGCGUUCGACGUUCGACAAAAGUGCGACAAACACGGUGGAAGAGUUUCACCGUUUCAACGAUAUCUCGACGACGGAGGCUUCGGAUCUCGAUAGAAAAACGUCUUUCACCAACGAAACUGACGACGACGAGUCGCUCAAAACUGACGUUGUCACCGAAAGCGAUGAUAUCUACGAAACUCACAACGAGGGAGUUGUUGGCACAACUGCAAGCACCGACGAGGCCGAGGAAAUCACUUUCACGAGAAUAGCAACCACCGAAUCUCCGGUCGAGUCGAAUUCCUCGCUUGCGCAACAGAUGAACGAAAGGUUUUAUGAUAAUUACGACGAGGACAACUAUCUCGUGAACGACGAGAUGAAAUUGGAACGCGUCCAGGAAGAAAUUUUGGAUAACUACGCUCUUCUCUCGUUGAUCAUACAAAACGCCGUGAGAACGUCGCAGAUCAUCGAUUCCUUUGUUGAAUACGACAACAGCGACAAUUGGGGGGAUUCUGCGGCGCUGAGUCCGCAAAAUGGCAAUGGCGUUGAGGAGGAAAAUAGCCAGGGGACUCAGGAGACUGAGGAAACGUUGAAAUUAUUUAUAAACGAAGGUGAUUACGAGGAGGAGAAUCCCGAAAAUUUCGACUAUCAAAUUGAAACAGUUACGGAGAGUACAGCGAAAGAUUACUAUGGGCAAUUUUAUAGACGACUCUACGGUCCGUGGAGGAUAUACGUAUAGGACUCCCAUGUCUAAACUUUCAGGACAACGUUGCAAGGACAUCGUUGAACAGUUUGAAGGCGACGUGACGAGGGCUUAGGUCGUUCACGAUGGAGAAACUUCCGUAACAAUUGAACCAACGACGAAACGACAAAGAUGAGAAACUUUGUUCGAAGAUCAAACGCGAACAGUUUCUUCGAUUAUCUUUCCGAAGAAUUGGUACUUUUCUUUUUUUUUUUUUUUUGUCAAAUGAACCUUUCUUCUCAUCGUGUGGCUCGCUAAGAAUUUUAAAAGUACAUCGUCAAUUCGAGAAAAACUUGAUCGAUAUGUUUUCACGUGUCUUAUUAUUGAUCUUGUAGUUUAGAUAACUUAUUACGUAUAUAUUUCAUUGAAUAAGUUAAAA